This is a messenger RNA of Drosophila navojoa, 3109 nucleotides long. It is a transcript of the gene clumsy, whose product is annotated as glutamate ionotropic receptor kainate type subunit clumsy. Gene Ontology annotation, biological process: monoatomic ion transport. Gene Ontology annotation, molecular function: ligand-gated monoatomic ion channel activity; signaling receptor activity. The record is from RefSeq and is a predicted model, not a curated record. Lineage: Eukaryota; Metazoa; Arthropoda; Insecta; Diptera; Drosophilidae. Gene Ontology annotation, cellular component: membrane.
UUCAAAUACUACGCUCCCUUCUGCUGGUUGCUGCUGCAUUGGGCCGCAGCCAGGGAGAAGUUUAAUGUGGGCAUCAUUUUCACAUCGGACAAGGAUGAGGCGGAAAUUGCAUUUCGCACGGCUGUGGAACGUGCAAAUAUUUUGGAGCGAAAUAUAGAACUUGUCCCCGUUGUGCUCUAUGCCAAUACUGAGGACAGUUUUAUAAUGGAGAAAACGGUUUGUGAACUGAUUUCGCAGGGUUGCAUUGCUAUUUUUGGACCCAGCACGGGCAGCAGCUCAGACAUAGUGGCCUCCAUUUGCCAUACGUUGGAUAUACCCCAUAUUGUUUACGAUUGGCUGCCGGAUAAUCGACAAUACGAACACACAUCGAUGACCCUCAACAUGCAUCCGGAUAAUCUGCUGCUGGCACGUGGAUUUGCCGAAAUCGUACAGAGCUUCGGCUGGCGCAGCUUUACAAUUGUCUAUGAAUCAGAGAGAGAGCUUCAACAACUACAGGAUAUACUACAAAUAGGUGAUCCGAGCAGCAAUCCGACAACAGUCAGACAACUGAGUCCAGACGACGAUCAUAGACCCUUCUUAAAGGAAAUUAAACUGUCCACGGAUAAUUGUCUCAUUCUACACUGCUCACCGGAGAAUCUCCUAAAAGUUCUAGAACAGGCUCACGAGCUGAAAAUGCUAGGUGAAUAUCAGAGUGUAUUCAUACCGCUCUUGGAUACACACACCUUGGAGCUGGGUGACAUUAUGAAUGUGGAGGCGAAUAUAACAACAGUUCGCCUGAUGGAUCCCACGGACUAUCACAUUAGGAACAUUGUGCACGACUGGGAGGAGCAUGAGAAGCGCGAAGAGCGAUACUAUAAAGUGUUGCCCACGCAGGUGAAGACGCAAAUGAUACUGCUGAACGAUGCGGUGUGGCUCUUCUCCAAGGGACUCACUGAGCUGCAAAUUUUGGACGAGCUCUCGGCGCCCGAAAUCGAAUGUAAACGCAAAAAGCCCUGGCAACAUGGCCGGCGUAUCAUAGAGUUCAUGAAGGCGCGCUCUGAGGAGAUUGGCACGGGUCGCGUGGACUUCAAUGAGUACGGACAGCGCAGUUUCUUUACGCUGCGCUUCAUGGAGAUCGAUGCCGGUGGCUUCCUGGAUCUGGCCACCUGGGAUCCGGUCAAUGGCCUGGACAGACUCAACGAUGACGAGGAAAGUGAAAAGCGCGUGGGCCAAAAGUUGUCGAACAAAACAUUUAUCGUCUCCUCGCGCAUCGGAGCACCUUUCCUGACGCUGCGCGAGCCCGAAGAAGGCCAAAUAUUGCAGGGCAAUGCGCGUUACGAGGGCUACUCCAUAGAUCUGAUCGAUAACAUUGCACGCAUGCUGAACUUCAAGUACGAAUUCCGCAUGUCUCCAGAUGGUAAAUACGGCAGCUAUAACAAAGUCACCCAGACAUGGGAUGGCAUCGUGAGGCAGCUGCUCGAUGGGAACGCAGAUCUGGGCAUUUGUGAUCUGACCAUGACCUCGAGCCGGCGUCAGGCAGUGGACUUUACGCCGCCUUUCAUGAAUCUGGGCAUUAGUAUUUUGUUCUCGAAACCACCAAUACCACCGACGGAUCUGUUUUCAUUUCUGUCGCCCUUCUCGCUGGACGUUUGGAUCUAUAUGGGCUCUGCUUAUCUGUUUAUAUCGCUAUUGCUCUUUGCCUUGGCUCGCAUGGCGCCCGAUGACUGGGAGAAUCCGCAUCCUUGCAAGGAACCGGAGGAGGUGGAGAACAUUUGGUUUCUGAGCAACACAAUGUGGCUAUCCAUUGGCUCUCUUAUGGGUCAAGGCUGUGACAUAUUGCCCAAAGCCGCCUCCACACGUCUGGUGACUGGCAUGUGGUGGUUCUUUGCCCUGAUGAUGUUGAACUCCUACACGGCCAACUUGGCUGCUUUUCUGACCAACUCGCGUCAAGCUAGCUCCAUCAACAGUGCCGAAGAUCUCGCGGCCCAGACAAAGAUCAAAUAUGGCGCUCUACAAGGCGGCUCCACAAUGGGCUUCUUUAGGGACUCGAACUUCAGCAUAUAUCAGAAAAUGUGGACAGCCAUGGAGAGUGCACAGCCUUCAGUAUUUACAAAAACCAAUGACGAAGGCGUGGAACGAGUGCAAGUAAGUGUCAGAGUGCUGCGAUAAAAAUACGACGAACUAAUCUACUUACUAUUAUUAUUGACUAACUGACUAGUUUACAAUGUGGAGCGCAAAUGCGAUCUAAUGCAAAUUGGGGGCUGGUUGGAUUACAAGAGUUAUGGUAUCGCAAUGCCCUUUAAUUCACCCUAUCGCAAACAGAUCAGCGGCGCCGUCUUGAAGCUGGGUGAGCUGGGCGUGCUCGCUGAGCUGAAGCGCAAGUGGUGGAAGGAGAUGCAUGGCGGCGGCAGCUGCGAGGGCGAUGACGAGGGCAACGCUGAUACUCCGGAGCUGGGCCUGGAGAAUGUCGGCGGCGUGUUUCUGGUCUUGGGACUGGGCCUGAUGUCCGCCAUGGUGUUGGGCUGCACAGAGUUUUUCUGGAACGUGAAAUCGGUGGCCAUCGAGGAAAAGAUUUCGCUGAAGGAGGCUCUCACGGCGGAGGUGAUGUUUGCCUUGCGAAUUUGGAUCACCACAAAGCCGGUGCACACAAGUGUCGGCUCGAGUUCUUCCUCUUCGUCUUCCAGUUCUUCGUCCAAGUCAAAAGCUUCGAAAUCGCAUUCGACACGCUCGAAGCACUCAUCCAAAUCCUUGGGCAUAUCCAGCAAAGAUCACGAUGUGGAUUCCUCUGUGCACAGCAAGCUCAAGAAGAUUGGAUCCAUGUUCUCGCUCAAGUCUCAGAAGGCCAAUUCGCCGCCGCUUGAGAUUGGUUGGAAGUUGGAUAAAUCUACUCAAAUGAGUGUUGCAUCGACGCCACGUGAGGAGGUGGAGGAGGAGCCUGUGGUGGAAGAGGAGCGUCGAGCUGAGCGACAACAUCAUCAUCAUCAUCACCACCAUCAUCAUCAUCAUCGCCAACAUCAGCAACCGGAUCAGUCGAUGGAUCAGCGAGCUAGCAAAUUGAGCAAUGGAGUUUAAGGAUUUUUUCUCAGUUUCUUUUAUUCAAAGAGUUCUUAAGCCAUUUAUCCGUUUUAUA